Molecule: messenger RNA, 2685 nt
Organism: Plasmodium cynomolgi strain B
Lineage: Eukaryota; Apicomplexa; Aconoidasida; Haemosporida; Plasmodiidae
Exons: 2
Coding region: 1-2685 (894 amino acids)
Source: RefSeq, a predicted model, not a curated record
AUGGGUGGUGGGUGCUUAUCCAAUUGUGCUGUCAAGUCGGUAGGUGAUAUCGAUACCUCCACCGGCUCUGUAAGCUACAAACAAAUCAGCAUUGUAAAGAGACCUGCCAAACUGUGCAGAUACCUUUUCUGCCAACCUCUCCAUCAACACGGAAGGAACAGAAGUGGCCAUGAGGGAGAAAAACAAUACAGAGGUGAAAGCAGAGGGAGAAAUAAAAUAACCUACUUUUCCAUAGCGAAGUGUGGGAGUAGGCGUUACUACUACAAGGGAGGUUACUAUGAAGGAAAGGUUGGGUCCAUUUUUGCAUUUCACGAGGGGUGUGCAGGGGACAGGGGGGGCAUGAGGAAGCAGGAAGUUGGGGCUUCCCAGCGGGGUGAAGAAAACGAACUGCCGGGGGGGGGAAGUGACGUGGAGGAGGCGAGCAAGCGAGGGGGCGCACCACACCUGAGUGGAACAAACCAUACAAAUGGAACGCCCCGCGCAGAUGGAACAAACCAUGCAAAUGGAACGCCCCACACAGAUGGAACGCCCCACACAGAUGGAGCGCCCCACCCGAACGAGGAAAAGCUGGCCCAGGCAAUGCAACGAGCGGAGAAAUACAUCAAGGGGAAAGAGGACGACUUACUGGAAAGGAGAGAAGCGCAGAAGAAGAAAAAAGUGAUCGACAAAUUAAAAGGGCAGGAGGAUGUCUUCACGGAUAAGUUCCUAGACCUUGGCAUGUAUGACGUGUUGAAGCACGUGUACGAGGGGGGUCUGUACGCGGACUCGAGGAGCUUGGUGGAGGCCGUGUGCGGGUGGAUGAGGAGGGCCUACACGGGGGGAGCGGCGGAGGGGGAGCGGGCAAAUGAGGAGCGGUCCAAGGGGGAGCAGUCCAAGGAGGAGCGGGCAAAGGAGAGGAGUUCACCCCGCGUGGAUAGCUCCCCCAGCGUGGAUGGUACACCUCGUGUGGACAGCUCCGGCGAGGCGGCCUACCUCGUGGAGAAGGACCUCGCGGACAACUACAGCCCAAACGGGGGAGAAAAAAUUGUGAACCAUUUCCGAUUGGACCCCCCAGGAGAGAAAAAGGAAAGUGCAGAGAUGGAAGCGCUGAAGCUGUACAACAAAAAGAAUUUAAAAAAAUAUUUUUUGUCCCUGAACAGAGGGAACAUCCUAAAACAGCUGGUGAUCGAAGGAGAGGAUGAAAUUUUGGGAGCUACGAAAGAGUCCCGCCAAAAAAGUGAAGAUACAAAAAAGGGAUCAAACGAACAAGUAAAAAAAGUUGCAUCCUCCAAUAGCAUCUUAAAUUGUGAUUUGGAUUCCUAUGUAGAUAGGGACAGAUACUUACAGUCCAAUGUCACCAUCGAGUUCAACAUAUACGAUACGUUUAACGAUCGAGUGAUUCUGAAUAAUAAAAACACAAACUCAACUAUGCUGGAAUUUCCUCUCAUGUACAGUCACCAUAUUAUACAGAAAUGUAUUUUGACAAUGAAGAAAUUGGAGAAGGCAAUUUUUUACAUUAACAAUAAUUUUUUGUUUGGUGUUUUUUCUCCUCAUGAGGAGGAACGAAUGAAUGAUGAGGACAGACGUGUGUAUGAUGUGAUAACUAAUGAGAGUUGGGUGAAGAUGGAGAUUUACCUGUGCAAUAUCUAUAGGAUGGAUGAGAAGUGGUUGGGUAUCACUCCGGAGACGUUUGCUGAUGAGGCUACGGCGAGCAGCUUUCUGCAGUCCUACUCGGGGGGAACGAUGGGCAACUUGGUUUGCAAGCCGGAGGGGGGACAGGCUGCCGCCACAGGGCAAGUGGGAGAAUUUCCUGCCACGUUGAGCGCGGAGCGGGCUGACACUUUGAACGCGGAGCGGGCUGCCACGUUGAGCGAGGACCGGACUGCCACAUCGAAUGAGGACCAGACUGUCACAUCCAACGAGGAUGCCCCCCUCGGUGAUAGCGCUGCUACUGCUGCUACCGCUGAUACGGGUGAUGCCGCUCACACGGGUGCCUCCGGCCAACGCAGGGCAGAAAUAGAGCGGAGGCGAGAGGAGUACGAAUCGAAGAAGGACAUCGCAAUCAAGAGUGAGUUCCUAAUGAAGAAAUUGGAAAAAGAAAUGAAGUACGACCCGAAUCACUACAUGUGGAGAGACCUCUACCCACAGCUAGAUGACCGAGGAAAGGAGAGAACAGAAAAAUAUUUUAAAAACUUCCAAAAGGAAAUGAGCGAAAAUAAAUGUAGCCGCGGUUACACGGAUAACAUAAAAAAGAAGCAACAAUUAAAAGGCUAUGACAUCGGAGAGAAAAUCGAAGGGAGAGCAAAAUAUUAUCUGUGGCAAGAGACAAUUCACUCGUUCGUUUUGUAUUUCCCACUUCGAUCAUACGUGACGAAAAAUGAUAUUAACAUCGAUGUGGACAAUACAUUUUUUUUUCUUUCAAUAAGUGGACAUACCAUUGUAAAGGAUUUUUUCAACAAACCAGUUAAUGCUGCCGACUCCAUUUGGUCCCUCACGGACAAGGAAGAAGACGUCGUAGUAGGAAGUAUCUCCACACAAAAGGGACAUGAAAAAACAAGUCGAGAUGAAUUCCCCCUCUUGGAAAUUACCCAUAUGGAUGAUUCAGAGAUUCACAAAAUGAUGAAACAAAAAUAUUGCCUCAUGUACAACAUUUACAAGGACAACAAUCACAGGUACAUGUGGGGGUCUAUAUUUAAGACGUCCUGA